AUGUCUUUGUUUUUUGCAACCGUUUUACUAUUAAUAAUUCCGGAAAUAUCACCAAUCCCUUUCUCAUGUCCGCGUUCGUACCACUACACUUCACCAAAGAUUAAGGAGGCCUGUGAGAUUAGAGCAGUGAAUCUAAUCUUUAUGUGGUUAAAUAUAAUUUGUUUAAUAAUUUUCAUUACAUUGAUUUGUUACCUUCAAACUGAUGAACCAAAAAAGUAUAAAUAUGUAAGGGGAAAUGGAAAUGGAAUUUUAUUAAAACGAACAAGAAGAAAUCAACAAAAAUUAUUAGCAAAACAAGCUGAGAGUAAUAUGGCUUCUUCAUUUGUAACUAGACUUUUUGGUGAUCAACAAAAUUUAAAAAAGGAAUCUAAAAAACAACUACAGGAUGAUCCUCAAUUACAAGUUGCUUAA
Scutellospora calospora is the source of this 411-nucleotide messenger RNA. NCBI's taxonomy places the organism in Eukaryota, Fungi, Glomeromycota, Glomeromycetes, Diversisporales, Gigasporaceae. The record is from the annotation of a GenBank genome assembly.